AGAUAGGCAUUGCUCCAAUGAGGUUGGUCUCUGAGGCUAUACUGAUGUGAGAAGCUGUACAAGACACAUAUUCACUAUGUCAGCCUAUACAGGAUCUAUGGACUAUAGCUCUAAGAACUCCUGGGUCCAAACAGUAGGACAGAUAGAUGAGUUAUUGGAUGAACACACAACUGGGACACUCACUAGUGGCUAUUCACAAGGGAUCACAAAGUCACACUGGGUGUCAAACAAUGAAAGGCCAAACUGUAUGGGCUGUAAUCUGAAGUUCACCUUCACUGAGAGGCUGCAUCACUGUAGAAGGUGUGGUGAAGCAUUCUGUCACAAGUGCAUCAACUACCAGAGACGCCUCAACCACCUGUCUAAUCCAGACCCUAAUGGCAAACUAUAUAAGGUUUGCCAGAAAUGUUUCGACACAGGCCCCCAGACCAUUGGAUUCACCUGUUCGUGGAAGGAGACAUUCAGAGCAUAUAGGAGCACUAAUUGCGAUGGCGGAGGAGAGGGCUCCAUAUAUGGAAGGUUAAACAUUCUCAAGGAGCUAGAAAGAAUCAAGAAAGGUUUCCAAGCCAGUCUAAAUAACAAUACAUCCCCAGUUGGCAAGACACUACUGGACAUAAAGAACCUAGUGAAGACUCCUGAUUGGCAGAAAUCACGGUUUUGGGCGAAAGAGCAAUUAUCUCCAAGAUGUCGGAAAUGCGGUCAAGAUUUUAGUCUUCUACGUUCCAAAAAUGCUUGCGUCAUAUGUGGCCAUGCUGUAUGCGCAUCAUGCUCCAACAAAGAACUUAUUGUGUAUUUGCCAAAUGAUGAGGAGACCCAAGAUGAUCAGAAGGAUGUUCAAGUCUCUAUUAUCAAAAUAGUUGGGUGUCCAGAAAAAGAACCUGAUGUUUGUGUCUAUCUACGUCUUUGUCGCUCAUGUGCUGAAUACAUCAAAGAUAUUCAAGUCAGAAAUCACCACCAGGGGGAGCUUAAGGUCAAUCACGAUGACCUUAUAUGGAAACCAUUAAUGCCUGUCGUAACAAAUCUACGAGAAACGCAGAAACGCAUUGAUGAACAGUUGCCCAUGUAUCAAGAGUUAAUUGAAGGGCUCCAGAUCAGCUCCAGUGCACCAAGGUCACUGCCAAGGAACCAGAAUAACAUGCAGAUACUUGCAAAGGCACAGGCGGAUUUAUCUGACCACUUUACUUCCCUCGUGUUAGGUGUGCAGGAGCUAAAGAAAGUACGCCCUCAAACAAAGGGCCAAUCAAAACUACUUAAGAAUAUUACAAAGAGUAAAUGUGCUUACUACAUGGAGAACAUGUCAUCCAACAGAGAGCUACAUAGGAAACUGGAGGAGACAGCCUCAUCAGAAACACUUGAGGCAAUUCAGGGAAUAGUGGAUAAAAAUGUAAGUACUUUCUGA
Molecule: messenger RNA, 1396 nt
Organism: Owenia fusiformis
Lineage: Eukaryota; Metazoa; Annelida; Polychaeta; Sabellida; Oweniidae
Source: the annotation of a GenBank genome assembly